Messenger RNA from Drosophila subobscura, 7113 nucleotides. RefSeq names its product nipped-B protein (gene Nipped-B). The coding region runs from base 240 to 6611 and encodes 2123 amino acids. Gene Ontology annotation, biological process: regulation of gene expression; establishment of mitotic sister chromatid cohesion; establishment of protein localization to chromatin. NCBI's taxonomy places the organism in Eukaryota, Metazoa, Arthropoda, Insecta, Diptera, Drosophilidae. The transcript is spliced from 23 exons. The record is from RefSeq and is a predicted model, not a curated record. Gene Ontology annotation, molecular function: chromatin binding. Gene Ontology annotation, cellular component: Scc2-Scc4 cohesin loading complex.
UAGAGCGUUCAGUCUCCGUUCAUGUUCCGUCGGCCAUGUUCCUUUAAAAUCUCCAUUUCUGAAAAUGAAUAAAUGAACUGACUUUAAUAGCUGCAAAGUAUUUAUUGUGUUGAAUGUGUGCCGUAUAUAAAAUGAAUAAAAUUUAGACCUACCAUUUCUACAAAUCAAACGGAAUCGUAUAUAAAAACAAACCACUGUAAAAAGGGCACACCACUCUGAAUACAAGCUUGUCGUAAAUAAUGGGGGACCGUGACAUCCCGAGCGUACCCGUCACAACGUUAGCGGGUCUAACCAGCACUUCUGAUUUGCUCAGCGAGUUACCUGUAUCCGAUUCACUCCUGAGUGCGGCCUCAUUGAAUAAGUCACUAUUGUUCCAUGCUUUAGUAGCCAGUGAAUCUGAUAAUUUGCUUUCUGUUCGAGAUGGAGCUCUCGUACGUCAGUUAGUAAAUGCGAUUGAACAAACAAAUUCUGACAAUAUCGAGUUAAAACCAGAGUAUACCUUUGAACAACAUGGAACUAAUAUAAGUACUUAUCCAGAGCUGCUGCAGGGCAUUUACAAUUUCCGCCCAACUGUUUUCAACACGCCAUUAAAGAUAAUGCGUUAUGACCAUAACAAUGCCAAGGAAUUAACCCCGAGCGAACACAUUGUGGGCCAAUUACAUUCCUCUCAGCAGGCGACAGCAUCAUCUACUGAUAUAUCACAAAAUAUGCAACAAGCGCAAACGUAUAUUGAGAAAUCUUCCAGUGUGGCUGCUACUGACGUGCUUCCAGAUGAGUAUUCCAUGAUUAGUUCCAGGACAAACAUGAAUGAAAUCAACAAACGAAUGGAGAAACCACCAAACCUAGAGGAAAAUGUUACACAAACAUUUUCAAAAAUUGAGGAAAUGGAUAUCGCUCAUAAAAUUGCAGAAACCAAGAACCCAAAUUCAUCUCUAUACUCAGCGCAGCAACAGUAUUUCAGUCAACUUAAAGUUCGAGAAUAUUCAUUAAAUUGCGAUAAUCUUAAACAAGUAGACAAUCAUCCAUCUUUUCAACGGAUGCCAGAUGAAUUAUUAUUUUUGGAAUCACCAAUUUACCAUUUACAACCUGCUAUGACAGAAUCCCAAGCUCCCACAACAUCGACCUCAAUGAUCCAAGGCAACUUCCAAAAUGUAUUAAAUAUACAACAACAACAGCGGAUUACGGAAUCAGCUGCACAUCAAAAAGAUCAAGCGACAUCUUUACUGCCAAACAAACAAAAUCAGUUACCGACGCUAACAACCAACGUGCCAGACUUACACUUAUUACCUGCAACUUCAACAUCGCUAAUAAGUAAUAAUAAUCGACCUGCCAUUAGCCAAGAACCUCAUCAAAACAAUAUUUCAGCUUCGACAGCUACUUCGACAUCGACGUCAUCGAGUGGCAAGUCCGAGGUUCGGGUAUGUAUAAAUCGUCUUAACGUUGAGGAUACUCGCUUGAUGCAGCAAAGUAUUAAAAAGUUUGUACAAAAGUCACCAGAAUUGGCUAGAAGUAUGGGGUUACUACAACAAUCAUCAGAACAACAGCCCAAUACAAGUUUGAAUGUUAUGCCUAUGACUGAGCUAGGAGUCGGUGAGACUACUACGGAAACUUUAAGCACAGAACUGGAUAUGUUUUCAACGAUUAAAGCAGAUGAGAAACGGUAUGCUUCAAAGCGAAAGAUGGCUGUUUCUAUUGGUGAUAUUCCCCCGGAACAAAUAUUCUCAAAACCCAAAGUGCGUCGCGUCGAACGAAUAAUAGCCAUUGCAAACUCAAAAGAUUUAAAGGAUGAAGUAACUCGAUCACAAACAUAUCAACAUUUUAUGAGAAAUAUGGAACAAAUUAUUGAGAUGUUGGACGAUACGGAGUCCCCAAAUUUUGAUUCAGAACACUUUGACGAAAAUAUUGAAUGCAUUUCCCCAAAACUUCUUAAUACGAUGAGCAAUGAUGUUGCAAAGUUGAAAGCUAAACAAGCCUUAGACUCCAUUCCGAAAAACAAGUUAACGCUUCUAAUAAAUUACGCUAUGCGUAACGUUUAUUUAGCCAGAAACUCUUUUGCUGGACCAGAGGACGAAGAUGAAAUUGUAGAUGAUGAAGUAAUAGACAAAAUUUUAAAUGCAAUGGAUGCUUGCCUACUUAUAUGCAAUAUAUAUUCGACCGUGAGCGAUCUUAAGUUUCUGCAAGAGGAUAACAUUUCACAUAUUAUAAAGUUUGCCCAAUUUCAACUGCGCGAAACAAUAUUUCCAUCUCAUGAUCCUGUGUAUACAGUUAAGAGUAUGAAGAAAAGUACUAAUCGCAAAAAAAUGAAGUCACAACAAGGACAUCAUCGAAACUUACAGCUUUUUUACUCGAAAACAGUUGAGCUCUUAAAGGUUUUUGUGGCACUUUUUGAUAAGUGUAUUUUUGUGGAUACCAUAGUUUUACCGUUGUCGACGCUUGCUAUAGAACCAUUCUUUGUAGACAAUAUUGAAACGUUGCAAUUUGUGUGCCUGGAACUGGUUACCACUAUAUUUCGGAAAGAAAGAUACGAUAAAAUAAGGAACAGUAUCUUAGGAGACAUAUUAUCUUCGAUUGAUCGUUUGCCUUCAUCGAAGAAAAACCUUCGUCCGUAUAAACUUACAAAUAAUGGCGGAAAUAUUCAAAUGGUUACAGCACUUGUGCUACAAUUAAUUCAAUGUGCUACAAUUUUACCAGACUCGCUUUGUGAUAAUGUAAAAACGACUGCUGCAUUUCAACUGAGUGUUGAUAAUGACGAUGAUCCUGCUAAGAAAAUAGUAAAGCCCAACAAAGAUAUUGUGGUUUUAAAAAAGUAUGAUGUAGCUGUCAGUAUUGGUGGCAAUUUCUUAACAACUUUUUUAAACAAGUGCAAGUCCCGAUCUAAUGAAACAGAUUUUCGACCACUCUUUGAAAACUUUAUCCAUGAUUUGCUGGCCACUGUGAACAAGCCCGAAUGGCCCGCAUCUGAAUUGUUGCUUUCACUACUGGGUACCAUGCUGGUUCGAUAUGUAUCUGAUAAGGGUAUAGAGCAGAGCAUUCGUUUAGUAUCCUUAGAUUACCUUGGCAUAGUAGCUGCUCGUCUCCGCAAAGACACAGUUGAGUCUCGAUGUAAAGUGAAUAUAAUUGAUUCAAUGAUUAAAUCAAUAAAAGUGGAGCAAGAAAAGGAGGGAGAUCUUUCAAACAGUAACGCAAAAAUUGAACUACACCCUGAGGAACAGCGAACGGAAUUUCUGCAAAAGAUUCUUCUUGAUUUUCUAGCUGUAAAUGCUCAAGAAGAAAACUUAAUUUGGGACUACGCACGACACUUUUAUUUGGCUCAAUGGUAUCGAGAUGUUAUUUAUCAAAGACGUCGAAUAAAGGAUGGAGAAAAAGGCUUCGCAUUGAGAAAAUCAAAAAGCCGAGACAAACGGAAAACAGGUGAAUACUUGGAUACAUCCGAUUCAGAAUCCGGCGAAGAUCAUUAUAAUGAAGAUACGAAAAAGAAUGGAAACCCGCCUAUUGAUUUGAUUGAUUAUGAACUUAAUCUGGAAAUUUUUAACGUGUUAGAGGAACGGAAACAAUAUUUAAUCAGUAAAAUAAAGCCAUAUUCGGUUUCUGGCGAGCAACAUCACACAUCACAACAGCAAAUUAAGACUUAUAUAGAUUAUAAUAAUGCACAGCUAAUAGCGCAAUAUUUAGCUACUAAACGGCCCUUUAGUCAGUCAUUUGAUGGAUGCUUGAAGAAAAUUAUUUUAGUCGUUAAUGAACCGUCCAUAGCAGUAAGGACCCGUGCAAUGAAAUGUCUCGCUAACAUUGUGGAAGUGGAUCCAUUGGUAUUGAAACGAAAAGAUAUGCAAAUGGGUGUUAACCAGAAAUUCUUAGACACUGCUAUCUCAGUACGCGAAGCGGCUGUAGAUUUGGUUGGGAAAUUCGUACUCAGCAAUCAAGAAUUAAUUGAUCAGUAUUACGAUAUGCUAUCGACUCGAAUAUUGGAUACUGGAGUCUCCGUAAGAAAAAGAGUUAUUAAAAUUUUGCGUGAUAUUUGUAUAGAAUAUCCAGACUUUGCGAAAAUUCCCGAAAUUUGUGUUAAGAUGAUUCGUCGCGUAAACGAUGAGGAAGGCAUCCAAAAGCUUGUGACCGAAGUGUUUAUGAAAAUGUGGUUCACACCGUGUAUAAAAAACGAUAAACACGGAAUACAAAGGAAAAUCAAUCAGAUUAUAGACGUGGUAAAUACAGCUCAUGAUACUGGAACUAUAUGGCUAGAAGGGCUGUUAAUGAGUAUUUUCAAACCUAAAGAUAUGUUAAAAAAUGACGGAAGUAUCCAAGAACCCGUAAAGAAAAAUACUGAGCCACCGCAAGAAAUUGUGCUAGCAUGUCAGCAAUUGGCGGAUGGGCUCAUAGACAGAUUGAUUGAAUUAGAGGACACGGAUAACGCGAGAAUGCUCGGCUGCAUAACCACACUUCAUUUGCUAGCAAAAGUGCGACCACAACUGUUGGUUCGGCAUGCAAUGACCAUUGAGCCUUAUCUUAAUAUUAAAUGUCAUUCAGCUACAGCUGCAAAAUUCAUAUGUGCUGUUGCAGAUAUUCUCGAAAAGGUGGUGCCUCUUGUUAAUAAUGCUAGCGAGUCUUUUUUGGCUUCUUUGGAAGAGCAUUUAAUGCUCUUGGUUGUAUCGAGAAACCAAGCAGAAGUAACCAGUUGCGUAUCCUGUUUGGGCGCACUCGUCAAUAAGAUAACAAAGAACUAUAAAUUGAUCCGCGAUUGUUUUCAAAAGUUUUAUCGCGUUCUUGAUGUUUCUCGGAAUCAAGUGCUUCAAAAAAACUGCAGUGCAGAUAAUAUUUACACACCAAGCUUUCGACGAAGCCUAUUUACGAUUGGAAUCUUAAUGCGGUACUUUGAUUUUAAGUCACCUAUUGCUUUAGGUGAAACAAAUGGUGGAGGCCUUCCGGUAUCGAUAUGCGAUGAUGUGUUUGAGUGUUUGAUGUUCUUUUGUCGUUGCUCAAAUCAAGAGAUUCGAAAGCAAUCUCUGAUAUCACUUGGAUCUUUUUGUGUUCUAAAUGAUGAUUACUUAACACGAUCUGAGCUAAAACAGUUUUACUGUGAUUUGUUAAACUCUACUGCAAGCGAUGGAGGUAUCAAAAUAAUAUGUAUGCGUAAUAUUUGGAUAUACUUAACAGAAUCAGAGAUGUUUAUGCACAAUAAGGAAAAAGAAUGGGAAAAACAAUCGAAGCAUGAAGACCUCAAGGAAAUGAAUGACGUUUCAUCUGGCAUGUCUAGUCGGAUCAUUCAGCUCUAUUUGGAAGAGAUCCUCAACUGUUUUCUCAAUCGGGAUGAUACAGUACGGCUGUGGGCUGUUAAGGUUGUGCACAUUGUACUGCGCCAGGGCUUAGUUCAUCCUGUUAGAAUGGUUCCAUAUCUAAUAUGCCUAAGUACCGAUCCAAAGAUAGAGUCGGCCCAUAGAGCUGAUGCCUUAUUGAAAGACAUCGAUAAAACCUAUUCCGGUUUCGUGAAUAUGAAAGUUCAAUUUGGAUUACAACUUUGCUUUAAGUUACAGCAAAUAUUGCAAAUAAAUAACCGGGGAAAACUGGAAAUAAUUCGAGGUUAUGCAAAACGAGGACCAGAAAAAGUGACUACUGCUUUAAAUGACUUUCUUUACACGUUACUUCGUUCUACAAAGCCACAAAGACGUGCACUGGUUCAGACUGUUACUAAACAGUUUGACGAUCAGAAAACAUCGCUACAGCAAAUGCUGUAUAUAGCCGAUAAUCUAGCAUACUUUCCGUAUGUCGUUCAAGAUGAGCCUUUAUAUCUAAUACAUCAAAUAGACUUGCUGAUAUCAAUGGCUGGAACACAUCUGCUUGCAACGUUUAAGGAACAUUUGAAUCCAAAUGAAAAAGAAGGAGAUGUAUUAGAGGAUGAAGAUGAUGUAGAAGAUCCUCAAGUGUUAUUUAAUCGUUUGCCGGAAGACAUGACUGAGAUAAAAAAAUGUAUAACAUCCGCCCAAGCGUGUAUGCUCCUUUUAAUACUGAAAGAUCAUUUAAAGGACAUGUAUGGCCUCACAGAUGGUAAAAUUUCAAGAUAUUCGCCUUCUGAACAAAAAAUGUAUGAAAAGGCGAUAACACGUAGAAGCGUCGUCGACUUCAACCCUAAAACAACAAUUGAUUUGAUUAAGAAACAGAAGUCAAACGAUCUUUCAGACUCAGAACCUGAUUGCUCUUCAAGACCUCUUACAGAUGAUGAAAAAUUAGACCUUGUCGUCAAGUACCUCGAUUUUAAGCAACUUAUGUUAAAGCUGGAUCCAGAGGACGGAGAUUCAGAAGGAGAUGAAAUGCGUGAAAAAUCAAACUUAAAUAACUCGUCUAUUUCUGAUGGUGUAGUCUACUUAAACUCUACAAAAGGUUCACAGCCAUCAAAUAAUGACAGCAGCUUUUGUUCGACACCAAAUGUCAGUCACGUUCAAUCAUCAAUAACAGCUGCGACUUCAACAGAUGAAGGUACACCAAGGUCCCAAAUCGUGAAAUCAUCAAUUAUUCCUACAAAACCAAGUGCUCGUAAGCAAUGCAUAGCACGAACUAAACGAAAACGCCGCAAGAUAAUGUCGUCUGACGAUGAAGAUGUCAGUGAUGAGGAAUAUGCGUGAGCUUCAUCGUUUUUUGUUUUCCUGUAAAUGCUUUAUCAACUAAUAACAACUCGUUUUGGUAUACUUAAAUAUUACUCUAAAAUACAAAAUAUACUAUUUUCGUGGUCGUUGUGCACUAAACCUAUCAUAGACAAAAAAAACCCUAUAAUAAUACAUGUACAAAAAUCAAUAAAUGUUUCUUUAAAAAUUAAUGUAAUCAUUAAGCGAUUCAAAUAUUUAAUAGGGUUAAUUCAGCAUAAUUAACUAUUAUGCUUAAAUAUAUGUUCACAAUCUUAAACUAUAAGAUUUUAAUAAAUAUUUGCAAAUACAAAAAAAAAACAUAAUCUUUUAUUAGAGUUUGUUAACUAAAUUCCUUUUUCUUUAAAAAUUAAAUCUAAGUAUAAGUUUAAUUUAUUAAGAACAACAAUAUAAAUAGUUUUAUAAUAAGAUAUAGAAAAUAUAAAUAUGUAAAUUUCGUAAAAAUAAGAUUUUGUAAUCUUACUAAUAAACCAAGUACAACCAA